CCCCUCCUGGAAGUGCUGAGCUUUCUGCAUUACAAUGUAACCAGUUCCCUGCAACUUGCAACAUUGUAUCACUGAAGGGCUGUGGAGCCAUGCCAGGGAUGGGGAUGCCAGGCGGCACAUCUGACUGUGGACCCUAAAAUCAGCCCAUAGCUUUGAUAUCAUGGAGGAGGGUGGUUAUGUGUGGGUGACAGCCCAUCUCAGGGGCCACCCAUGGGUUGCACUAGUCAUCAUGGUUUUAUGUGUGACUGCUCUGCCCUCUGCCAGGGCUUCCUCCGUGAUCCCUGGCACCUCUUUAUUAAAUGGGGGGCAGACUAAUAUAUAUGACAGAAGCGGUGAGGAUGCCGGAGGCCUUCUGAAGACUAGAUCGCCCUGUGUCACUUCUGAUUGUGAGCUUCUGGACAAGAACUCUGGAGAUAGCCAGAGAUGGAAUAACGUAGAAACGAGGGCUGAAGAUGUACCAGCAUCUGCUACAGAUCAGAAAUUGAUGCCAAAUGAGACAUUAGACUUAAUUCUAAACCCGCCAUCCGCAUCUGAUCACUUGUGGACCCCGACCGUUCCUGCUGUAACGCCAUGGAUGAAAAGAAGGCAAUUCAAACGAGCGGCAGUGACCCACAAAUCUCGAGAUGUCUUGUCAUCUAGUAUUGGAGGUGUAACAUUCCAGAAAUGUGCAACGGUAAAAGACCAGCAAACGGCCUACAUUGCCCUGAUCGCAAAUAACACCGGAAUGUCCUCGUCUUCAAUGAACGUGUCUAAUAUCAGCCUCAUGGAGAACAUCACCGGCCUUCUUAUAGGAGAGACCAGUGCUAACAUAAGCAGCUCUGUUACAGGGAUGCAGACCCUCCGGAAAGACUUUCUAAGAGCUGGCGACUCCUUCCAGGUGUCAUACACUGCUUCACUAAACACAAUGGAGGCUAAGAAUGGGCUGGUGUUCUCCCUUCCUGCUGUGAUAACCUUUCAGAAUUCUUCAGAGAUCACUGGAGCAACAUACAACAUCAUAGCCCCGUUUUCUGUCACCGCCAAAGAGGUCUCAAACGUGCUGCCUGACCAUGGUCUUCACGGAGCUGGAUUUGUCAUUGCCUUCGUGAUUUCCUUCUUAUUGACAUGUGCUGUGUUUGCCCUCCUUUACCGGACCAAGUGCUUAAAACAGAGAAUGUCUGGAAAAUCACAUCAAAUUAACAGCCUGCGAAAAAGCGAAUCUCCAGCCAAAUCGACCGAUGGUGUUCCAGAAGACUUGACUGGGGUUGAUCGCUUGAUUGACAUAAUAUGUUUUGAAGAGGCAGAAAACAUGCUGCCAGCCUUGGAGGACUCGGAGAUAGGUAAUAUGACGCAGGCAGACGCCUAUUUAGAAGUUUGUCGGAUCCAGGUCUACAAAGAUGUGACAGGAAUACUACUGAGAAAUAUGACGCAGGCAGGGAACCUCUUGCCUCUGGAGGAGAAGAGAAUGAAUAAGAUUUUAAGUGGUAACUGGACUGACCUUGAGAAAAGAACACAAGAGGAACAUCAGAGGAAACUGGUGGCCUUGACAGCUGAAUGUAAUUUGGAUAGUAAGAAACAAAUGGACACUCAGCAGCACAGGCAGAAAGAGGUCGUUGAAGAGGCGGAGGCGAUCCUGAAGAAUUCUGGGGAAAAGGCUAUGGUUGAAUACAGAUCACUUCUUGACAAGUUCCAUGGCCUUGAGAAGACCGAAAUGAAGAGGACGCUUUUAUAUAGGCAAGAAGAGGAGUUUGCAAAGUCCAUCAGACAACUGAACGUCACUCAAAGAUCUGACCUCCAUAAAAUGUUCUUUGACCAAGUAUCAAGUUUAGUGAAGACUAAACCUGAAAUGCAGAGAACGCUGACUGAACACUAUCUGAAGACCCAGGAAGAGACAGAGGAUCUUCUAGAUUCCCUGCAUGCUACCAAAAAAUAUCACGUGAACAAAAGACUUGCUGUACGAAAGCACUUGUUAUACAACCUCCAGCUAGGUGACAGCCGCUCUCGAUGCCUAUUGAAUUCUGCAGCUACACAAAUUGCAAACCUUAUUAACAGGACUGAAAGGGCCGGGCACAUAAGUGACUCUCAGGUGCAGAUGUUAUUGGAGAAGGCUCAGGCAGAAGUUCUUAAAGUGAAGCAGAAGUUAGAAAACGCUCUGAAACAAGAAACACGGAAAAUGUACCAGAAAUCAAGCAACAAGAGAAGCCGCCACAUUGCACAGAAGCUAAAGGAGCAGAAGAAGGAGCUAAGCGGAGUGCAGGAGGUCUGUAAAUACUCCAAGGAAGUGCAGCCCUACUUGGAACAUUGGGGAAAGCUGUUUGCUAAUCAUUGCCGGGAGCUUGAAGAACUCUAUGAAAAGCUGGAUAAUGAUGCCACCGAUGAAUUAAAGGAGAUUAAAUACAGCCUGACGGAGAAGGCGAUUGAAGAUCUCAGACACGUCCAGAGUGCUGUAAUUAUCCAAGAAAUGUUAAAACUCAAUGUGCCCAGACUGCAUCUCCAACAAGUGCUAGACGAGCACAAAAGAGAGACGGCACUCCUAGCUCAGCAGCUAGAGAAGGAGGAAAGUGACAAAGCGGCCGAGUCAAGAGCCUCUCUGGAGAAUACCUUGCGGAAACUCGAUGAUGAAUUCAAAGUCAGUCUCAAGGAGCAGAAGAAUCUAAGAAACUGGGAACAGCUGUUAUUCACGAAGGCCCAGCUGUUACAUCUCUGUGUGUCCGAGGGUGAUGUGCAAAAGACAAAACUUGAGUUCCACUCUGGCUUUUCUCAGAUGGAUAUUACUUUAGCUCUUCCAAAAAUUCAAAGCAGAAUGCUCCUCCAGAAAUACCUGAGCGACUGGAGAGUUGUAGAGCUGCAGAAAGUGGACCAGCGUAUGCAAGAGCGUGAGAAGAAGUCUGGUUCAAAGACGACAAAUCAUCCUCAGGACAGAGCCGCAGAAAUCGUGAGGAAAUCUGUUGAGGAUAAAGUCCUGAUUUAUGAAGCACAAAUUGCAGAUGACAAGAUUAAGCAGGCACGAGCAGAGUUACUACUGCAACGAGUGCAUCAGUUGAAAGCGAGAGAAUAUAAAUUGGGGGAAUAUAUAACUUAUUUACAGUUCCAAGAUGUUCAUAACGAAGCUAAGACCCUGGAAAUCCACAAGGCAAUCCUGGAGCUGCAGUCCGUGUUACUGGAAGAAAAGAGCAGAUCUGCUAUUACUUCAGAAUAUGAAAAUCUUCUGCAGGCUCUGAAUCAGGAAAUAAGAGAACUGGAAAAGAACAUGGAAACAUGGAGUAGAAAUGAGCCAUUAGUCAGCAGGGUUCUGGAGGAUGAUCCGCCCCAUGUUCUGGUUGAUAUCACCGGUGAGGGAGACGGCUUGUCUGUAUCAGCAACUCUUUGCAAGGCCAUGAACAGGAGGAAAGACGUCAUAAAUCUCUGUAGAGACAGGAUGCAUAGGGAAGAGAUGGAGUAUGCUCAUGGAGAACACCAAGAGGAGAGAGCUCACAUGGACUCACUGCUGAGGCUACACAACCAGGACAUCCGAUUGGCAGCGUAUCUGUCUAAACGAUCCAUGAUACCGGAGGCAAUGCUGCAGCGAGUCCUCAGCCUAUUACUUCCCUCCAGCCCCGAGAGUGAAAUCGCUUCUCUCGUAUAUUCAGUAGGUCAUAAAUAUUCAGACAGUGUCACCGAGACUGACAACGGCGAGGAUGGGGCUGACAGCUGGAGGAAGAGGAAGCAGCAGGAGCUGUGGACGGCCCUUGAGAAGAGGAUCAGGGAGGGUCUGGUGAACACCGAUGAAGACAAAAGUCCAUUAUCUGCAAGAAAGAAACGAAGCAUCCUGAAAAAGAAGAGAUUACGGCCUGUGAAGCGCGUCUCGUUUUCACACUCGGACAGUCUCUCCAGGCUCCUCCAGGCUGGCCCGCGCUUUGACCAGUUUGGAAGCGCAGAAGCUUUAAAUGUCUCAGAUACUGGAGAAAAACUGUUUAUUUUCCGAGUUCCCAGUGUUUCCCCCUCUCCUCAGUCUCGGCCCAAAAAGAAGCGGAACUUUCUCAAUUCCAAGAAGUCCAGCCUUGUUUCUACAUAAUGUGAAUAAAGAGCAAAAUAUUUUAUUUUAUUUUUUUGCUAAUAUUUAUAAGGUAUAUAAGCAAUGAUGGUUGAUGUCUGUAAAUAAAUAAGUACAUACAGAAAAUCUUAUUAAAAUUGUACACAAAUGAUGGAAAUGCUGAGUAUACUGCAGUAUCUUGAUUGCAGAGAUGUGAAUAUUUUGUACUCUACAACCUGGUUUAUUCAGGACGCCUGUCUUAAUUUGAAGUCAUUAAGGCCGGGGCAACAUGCACAUUAGAGAUGAGCGAAUUUCAAAAAAAUUUGAUUCGGCCGGUUCACCGAAUUUUUCAAAAAAAUUUGG
This is a messenger RNA of Bufo bufo (common toad), 4351 nucleotides long. RefSeq names its product EvC ciliary complex subunit 2 (gene EVC2). The record is from RefSeq and is a predicted model, not a curated record. Gene Ontology annotation, biological process: smoothened signaling pathway. The coding region runs from base 161 to 4030 and encodes 1289 amino acids. Gene Ontology annotation, cellular component: ciliary membrane; plasma membrane protein complex. NCBI's taxonomy places the organism in Eukaryota, Metazoa, Chordata, Amphibia, Anura, Bufonidae. The transcript is spliced from 22 exons.